This is a messenger RNA of Acanthosepion pharaonis, 1734 nucleotides long. The record is from the annotation of a GenBank genome assembly. Lineage: Eukaryota; Metazoa; Mollusca; Cephalopoda; Sepiida; Sepiidae.
AUGGCUGCCAAUAACGAAGGAAGCUGUGAUUUGCCAGUCCUUGAGACAUUAUGUUUUUCUGAAUCCACAUCAACAAAAAAGGCGGAAGCCAGUUCCACUGAAGGGAAUGUUGUUCCAGGUGAAGAACCAGUAUCAUUUGGUGUCUGCAUUUUCUGUGAUUUCCAAUUAAACUUGGCAGAAGACAAAGAUACACUCCUUCGUCACAUGAUUCUGUCUCACAAAUUGGUCCUUGCUGAUGUAAAGCUAAUUGCCAAUUUACAAAAAUAUUUGGCCUACUGGAAAGAACGGAUGGUUGAUCAUGUGAUUACUGACUUUUGUAGUGCUAUUCAGAUUAACAGCAAAGAGACCGAUAUCGUUGAACAAUUCUUUGGCUGCCUUCAAGUGUACAGUGUCAACUUCUUUUUUUUCUCUUCUCUCUCUCUCUUUCUUUUCUUCUUUUCUCUUUCUUUUCUUCUUUUCUCUUUUUCUUCUUUUCUCUUUCUUUUCUUCUUUUCUCUUUCUUUUCUCUUUCUUUUCUUCUUUUCUCUUUCUUUUCUCUUUCUUUUCUUCUUUUCUCUUUCUUUUCUCUUUCUUUUCUUCUUUUCUCUUUCUUUUCUUCUUUUCUCUUUCUUUUUUUUCUUUUCUCUUUCUUUUUUUUCUUUUCUCUUUCUUUUUUUUCUUUUCUCUUUCUUUUUUUUCUUUUCUCUUUCUUUUCUUCUUUUCUCUUUCAAGAUAAAGCCCAAAAUGAAUAUUUGGAGAAUGGGAAAUUGUCUCCGAGAAGAAUAUUAUUUGUUGUCUGAUGUGCUACCUGAAGAUAAACUUUUGAGGCAAAAUUUGCAGAGAGAGAAACUUGAAGCCAUCCUUGCCUUUCAACAAAAAGAGCGAGAAGAUGAAACAUUUUCCAGAAGUUGUCUCUUUUGCCGAGAACACUUUAUUGGAAAUAGAUCAGAAUUGUUUGAUCACAUGGCCUUUGAUCAUGGAUUCAAUGUUGGCCAGCCAGACAAUCUUGUAUUUACAACAGAAUUCUUAGAUAAAUUACAAGAAAAAUUAACCAACUUGCAAUGUUUAUAUUGUGAGAAAAGCUUCCGUGAUCGUCCAACGCUGAAAGAACAUAUGCGCAAAAAGCAGCAUAAAAGAAUCAAAUCAAACAACAAAACUUAUGAUAAAUAUUACGUCAUUAAUUAUUUGGAAAUUGGUAAAAACUGGGAAAGUUUUCAAUCGGCUGAGGAAGCAAAUCUUGAACACGACAUGGAUGAAGAGACCUGGGACGAUUGGCAUGAUGAAAGUGGUUCCCAAGCAAUUUGUCUAUUUUGCACUUUUUCUUCCACUAUCACCGACAAUCUCCAAACGCACAUGAAGGAUUCCCAUGGUUUAGAUCUUGCAGCAAUAAAGAAAAGUCAAAACCUGGAUUUUUAUCAACAAGUAAAAUUAAUAAAUUUCAUUCGACGAAAGGUUCACCAACUGAAAUGUUUCAAUUGUGAUCUCCAAUUUGACAGUUGGGAAUUGUUGAUGUCUCAUAUGGAGACCAACAAUCAUUUCUCACAAAUUCCAGAUAGCAAAGUUUGGAACCAACCACAGUAUUAUUUCCCAACCUAUGAAAACGACAACCUGUUGUGUCAUUUACUGGAUGAUAUGAUCCCCAAUGACAGUCGGUACCAAGUCAUUUCUGAAGAAACUGAAGUUCCAGCUGAAACUCUGUUGCCUAAAUGUGUUCUCAGUGAAAUUACAGAUGUUGAUAACCAGUAUUUCAUGUGA